GAACCUUUAUGGCGGUGCACACACUUUGAACAUAGCGACUAAACGUUCAGAAAAUUUGUUUUCCUCCAGAGAUUAAAGUCGUGAGAAUGUUAUAAAAACCGAAUAACGAGACUUCUAAGCGGCGGGUUUUAAGACUACAACUCACAGCGUCCAGCGCGAGGCAGAGCGUGACAUACGCGUGUGUACCGUUCACCAUGGCGUUGUCCAGCUCUGUGUGACAGGCAGGCCAGCAUCACAAAACCUCUCCGGACCGACGCGUCUGCGCACAGUAUUCUGCUGCCAGCGACGCCGUGGCGACUAAUAAAGAUGGGCUCCCGAAUCAAGGAGAGUCCUGAAUCUACGUUUGAGGUGUAUCUGGAGGUGGCCCACCUGGGCAAGCACAGCUCAGGGCCAGAUGUACAAAGGCAGUUCCCUGAAGACUACCCAGACCAGGAAACCCUCGUUACUGUGCCAAAGUUCUGCUUCCCCUUCGGCAUGGACUGCCAGACAAUCAACCAGGCUGGCCAGAACUUCACCUUUGUAUUGACUGACAUUGAGAGUAAACAGAGAUUUGGCUUCUGUCGCCUCUCUCCAGGCGCACACACCUGCUACUGCAUUCUCAGCUAUCUGCCCUGGUUUGAAGUUUUCUACAAGUUGCUGAAUAUCCUGGCAGAUUAUGCUGUCAAAGGUCAGGAAAGCCAAUGGCAGGAGCUCCUGGUGUCAUUACAUACACUCCCCAUACCUGAGCCUGGAGUCCCCGUUCACCUUGGAGUGCAUUCCUUCUUCACUGUGCCUGACAUCAGGGAACUCCCCAGCAUACCGGAGAACAGAAACCUAACAGAGUAUUUCGUAGCUGUAGAUGUCAACAACAUGCUUCAUCUGUAUGCUAGUAUGCUUUAUGAACGUCGAAUCCUCAUCUGCUGUAGCAAACUCAGCACUUUAACCGCUUGUGUCCAUGGGUCUGCAGCCAUGUUGUGUCCGAUGCACUGGCAACAUGUUUACAUUCCUGUCCUCCCUCAGCACCUUCUGGAUUACUGCUGUGCCCCGAUGCCAUACCUCAUUGGAGUACAUUCCAGCCUGAUGGAGAAAGUUCGAGGUAUGGCUCUGGAUGAUGUGGUAGUCCUAAAUGUGGACACAAAUACACUGGAAACCCCAUAUGAUGACCUUCAAAGUCUGCCCAACGAUGUGGUUUCGUCUUUAAAAGGCCGUUUGAAGAAGGUUUCAACAACAACUGGCAGUGGUGUGGCUCGGGCCUUCCUCAAGAGUCAGGCAGCUCUGUUUGGCAGCUACAGGAACGCUCUGCAGAUUGAAGCGGGAGAACCAAUAACCUUCAAUGAGGACACUUUUAUCAAUCAUCGCUCCAGUGCCAUGAGACAGUUUCUACAGAACGCUAUUCAGCUGCAGCUCUUCAAACAGUUUAUUGAUGGUCGCUUGGACCUGCUGAACUCUGGAGAGGGUUUUAAUGACAUCUUUGAGGAUGAAAUCAGUAUGGGUGAAUAUGCAGGCUCGGCCACCCAUGUUAUUGAAGAGACCGAGCAGCAAUUUAAGUCUGGAAAGCAUCUCUGACCAUUCUAUCCGUCCAACUCGUCACUAUACAGUCUUUCUUUCUGAGGAUUCAUCAGGAGACGAGCUUCAAUAUGACGACAGCUCCAUCUCUGGGUUUCCUGACAGUUAUCUCUUCUCCGCCCCUUUUGAUUGGUCACCUCUGCCACAGCCAUACCGCUCCCUCAAGGAAGUGGACUUGAUAGAAGGAGACGAUCCUGGGUUUGGGGCAGAGAGCCACACGGCCCCUCCCAGUCCAGUUACUGAAAGGUUCUCUAAUAUCAGUCUGCUUGGGGACAUUUUUGGCUGCCAGGAUGAGCCUGACAACCAAUUACUUACACUGGCUAAAAGUCUGGAGGACCUGAGAACUCCCAAAGAGUCUGAGGACCUGCAACCCAAGUUCUCCUACCAGCGAAUGGAUCUGAAUGUGGGAGAAAACUCACGAACACUUCCGGGUCUCAGGCUCUCCAACCCUUACAACAAGCUGUGGAGCGUGGGCCAGGACAGAUCGGCCUCACCUGUUUGCGCGCCUCUCACCUGUGAAAGACCUCCGUCCGUCCAGCUUCCUGUGCAGGUGGACCCUUCUUCUCCAGGCCAGGAAAAUGCUGGCUCAGCCCCAGACCUUCUGGAGCUUUCCAACCCUGCCAACAUAACCAUCCCCCGUCCCCAAGGAAGGAAGACGCCGGAGCUCGGAACUGUCCUCGCACCCCCUGCGGUCCUGUCACGCCCCAAAGCAGCAGGGUUUGGUGAAGGAAGGACUACAACCGGGGGGCAGGAGUUUAGGCAGGCCUUGAGCAUGACCACUGAUGGAGACUUGCUGGGGCCCACUAAGGUUGCUGAGAACAGUAUGGAUCUACUAAGUCUUCUAGACCCCCUCAACAACUCUACACUAACUGAGAGAUUAACCAUUACUACGUUACCUGCUUGUAAGCCACCACUACCGCCCAGAGCCUACCCUCAGAGUUUGCCUCCUUUCACACUUCCUCCUCAGAUAUCACUGAACCCUUUUGCCCAGCCCCUUCAGCACUACUCCCCAACUGUAAGUGGGAAUCCCUUCGGUGCAAUCUGUGGCCCUCCUCCAGGCUCCUACAUGAACACUACAUCCCAGCCCCUGUCCUUCUCUACACUACCAGGGCUCUACAGGCAGCCCUCCCCCGGCAGCUCCACCCUGCCUCUCAGCCACGAGCCCUCCCAGCCGGCCGCCCCCCUGCCCCACCCCUCCGAUAGCAGCCACGCGCUCUCCAGCCUAGUAGACUCCACAUCGGUCUUCAGCAUGCCUCUGAGCGCGCUGCCAAAGCCACCACAGGCACAGGGAGAGAACCAAAAGGCUCAGGAUCUGUUUGGGGACCUGCUCAGUUUGGCCACGCCCAUUACGCCGCCGAAAAAGAAAGCGGAGGACCUGCGGAGGAAAUGGGAAACAUUUGACUGAAACCGUCAUAUUGUAUUUGCACAAAGGCAACCCUUUUUUUUCUGUCGUCACUUUGUCAGGAUUUUCUAUUGCUUUAAUUGGUACAUCACCUCUGAUCCAGCCUAGAUUCUGCUAAUGCAACAAGGAGCACGACAGUUCUGCCAAAGGUGUCCUGAUACUCUGUUCUAAUAUAUCAGUUUUCUUUGUGUGCUGGUGGAUGAAAGAGAAGUAGAUGACGUCUGUGUGUGCUUCCAAAACAUCUGUGCUUCAGUAUACCAGUAUUGAUAACCAGACAUGAUACAUAUAGUAAAUCGUUUACAAGGUUUGUGGAGUUGGAGCGCCUCCGCUGUGAGAACAACUGAUAAAGGUGGUGGAGGUGGCUGUGGGGUCUCAGCUGGUGGUAGAUUUACUGUCCCUCAGUCAUGCACCUGUCCAUCAGCAUGAACGAGCAACAAAUAAUGUUUAAAAGCUUGUACAGUUUCUCCAGCCUCUGUUGUGUUGCAGGGAACUGACCACCGUACCUACAGCUCCAAACAUUCAACAAUAAAACGUCAGUAGAAUAUACUAACAAGUGUUUGACUGCAGCUCCAUUCUUUCACUACUUCUCAUAAGUUUUCAUUUUCUCAGCUAAACCCUUAUGGUUCUGUACUGAAUUCAGGUUGUGGACUCAAAGGCAUUCUGGAGAAGAAGUGAAAUAAGGACAUUCACCAACAUUUCAUUGACCUCUAUAGUGUGGAAUAUUAUCUCUGUGUUUGAUUGCUUUCAACAAAACAUUAUUGGUGUGUCUACAUGAAAAAAAAAAACAUUGAUUGAAGGAUCCUGAUUUUCAGCUGUCUCUUAUUGAAAUGCUGUUUGUGUUCACUGAAACAAGUUUUCUGUUUUCCAAUUGUCUGCUUAAAAGGAUACAUUUUGGUUAUUUAGAAAUGGUUUUAUAGUUAAUGACGAUGAGUAUCUUGAUACCUCUUUAAACAACCUGAGUUUGGAGAAAGUUUAAGUUUAACUGGAUGGACAUGCUAACAGCUAAUCCAAAUGCGUCAAAAUAAAUUGCUGUUGUCUUAAAAACAGCGACUAUCUCUAAAAUUAAAUACAUAAAUAUUUACAAUAAAUUCAAUUUGCAAGUGCAAACAACCAGUGGGAGGGCACGUUUCUGCUAAUAGCAGAACUAGCCUCUUAUGUAGCAGAUACGAUUUUUUGCUAACUUUGGAAACCGUGGACCGAUUAGUUUCACCUAAAUUAGAUUCUGUUCAUUUUUAAUCCUCUAAAAAAUUUUAAAUUUGGUGUUAAACCUCUAUUUUUGUCAUUUAUUCUGAACUAAAUAACAACUAUCCCACUUUACAAUCAGUGCUGUUAGGCACCAGGUGUGUAGCAUGAAGUAUCUUUAGCAGCUAAACUUCAAUCUAAGAGUGUUAAAAAUGAACAAAAUAUCAUUUAAUAUUUUAAACAACCAAUGCAAAUACAUAAUAUAAAAGAGUUUUUGCUAAUUGUUUAACCAACUUCAAAUGGUAUUUAUAAAAUUUAAACUCUAUUAAAGCAAUGCUUUUAUUCUGAAAGAGUUAGAUUAGAAUCUGGAGUUCAACUCUGGCUAAUCAGUAGACAGAGUUGAACUGGUUUGGAUUGACUAAUUUGCCACAAAUCCCACCCAUCUGCAAAUUAAACCAAUAGAAUUAAAGGUAGGAACAACAGGUGCCUGUCAGGCCCACCAGUCUUCAAAUGGAAGGAGAUCAACACGUGUAACACGGGCUGAGUGACAGCCAUCUUAACAGUUAGCGUUAGCUUCCACUAAUCUGUUCAGUGGUUUAGGAUUAGCUGAGCUAAGAUUCUUGUUUAGCGUAUUAGUAGUUAGGGAACCCAGCUCUUUGGUUUGCUGUGCCCACCACUGCAAACAGCAGCAGUGAGCUGUAGCACUUCCAGUGUCAGGGUCAAUUAAGGCCAGAACAUCAUGAAGCUGAAAUAACUUUUUUUUAAAUUGACAUCAAUGCAAAUGUUUGAAUAAAGUUUCUGUGAAUUUUUAUCAAAUUUUAAGAUGCUGUUUAAAGACAACUAAAUUUGCUUUGAAAGCAGCUAACAGUAGCCUGAACAGACCAACUCAAAGAUUUACUGCCCUAAAACAACCCUCAUCUUUAAAAUGUCAUAACAGUUCAUGCAAACUUUAUUUAAACCUUUUUAAAUUGUGUUUUUCCAUGAGGCAGAGAUGUGAAAUUUCUGCUGGAAUUGACCUUAUGUUGUGCUGAAAGUGCUUCUUCUUGCUGCCACUCUAACAACAUUUGCAAAUAAUUAUUAAUGACAUACAUUUAUUCAUGUAUGAGAAACUAUAAAAAGGAUUUGCAUGAGUCACUGAUAAAUUUUGGACAUUUGAAUUGGCUUUAGAUGGCUACAACCCACUUCGGUCUGAGUUGUGUUCAGAUUAGCUGUUAGCUUGUCUGUGCUGUCGGAAACUUUCAGAACUGAGGUCGUUCAGUGAGCUAUCUACAACAGGUAAGAUGUUGUUUAUAACUUUUACACAAAUUACUUCAAAUUGGCCAGAACAUUGCUUUAAUGGUUCAUCGUACACAACAGAAUAUUCUGCUGCUAUUGUGCAAAAACCAAAAGCUUUUUUUACAUGCAUCAGAGAGGAUGGAUUCAGUACAGACAUCCUCGUCCCCACAGCUCUCCAUCACCACCAGUACUGUUGCUGCUAAUGUGACGUACAGCAGGUUCCUCCUGUUUUCACGAAACCAUCAUCUGAAUCAGGAAACUGUCGUCCUUCUGUUGUCCUGCCUUUGAUUUAAGAUGUUUAAUGCUUUCACUUUUACAUAUUUAGUUUCUCGCAGCUCUUUCCACUGUUACCUUCUGUGUUACAUCAUCUCCAGAUUUUCAAAAGCAGGCUGAAUUUUCUCAAAGGUAAAUGUGUCACAAAGUGUUAAAGAUCACAGCUUUACAGUGACAUUGUAUUAAUGCAACUAGUCUGCUUUGGAUUUCAUCCUAAUGGUGUUGGUGUGCUCUAUCUACAGUCUGAUGCAACUCUGUCCAGCGUUUCAUCUUCUGAUGCUUUUGUAGGUUUUAUUUUAUUUUUUAUUUAUUUUUGCAGCUUUUUCUCUUUUUGGCCUUCAUGUUGCAUCCUAUUUGUGCUCCUUUCCUUUUACCUGUGAAAGUGCAUUUCUUCUCACUGUUAAAAAAAACAUUUUAAA
Molecule: messenger RNA, 6096 nt
Organism: Austrofundulus limnaeus
Lineage: Eukaryota; Metazoa; Chordata; Actinopteri; Cyprinodontiformes; Rivulidae
Gene: dennd1a
Product: DENN/MADD domain containing 1A
Biological process (GO): endocytic recycling; endocytosis
Cellular component (GO): clathrin-coated vesicle; cytosol
Molecular function (GO): guanyl-nucleotide exchange factor activity; phosphatidylinositol phosphate binding
Source: RefSeq, a predicted model, not a curated record